GAGAUCGUCUAGGAGUCCGCGUGAUGAUGGCCAAGCUGGGCUGCUUAGUGGCCCUGGGGCUGCUGUGCGGGCCGGGCCACGCUCUGCGGUCGUGCACCAAGGGCGGCCAAGUGCGCGUCCCGUGCGCGGACGAGCUGCUGCUGGGCCGGUCGGACCGGUUCCUGCUCACGCUCUUCGGCCACUCGUGCUAUACGAUGAACAUCGUGUCGCCGCAGCCGCUCGAGGUGCAGUUCUACGACUCGAGGGACCUCAAGAGCGGCCAGCUCAACACGGCCCCGGCCGUCCGCAAGCUGCAGGAGUCGACGGAGGAGGAGGAGGCGCUUAAUGCGACGCUCAACAGCCUGGCCGCGUUGGGCGACAACAAGGCGUGCCACAACGUGCUGAGCUGCUACCAGCUACAGGAGGGACUGUCCAAGGCCGCAGUCUACAACUUGGUCAUCUCCCGCUGGGCCAAUGUCAGCGCCGACCCGACGGAGGAUGGCCAGCAGGAGCAGGUGCAGGAGCAGGACGCCCCCAUUAGAGUCGCCGUGGAGCUGGAACACUGCGACCCAGUAUCACCCUGGCACUACGUCGGCCUGGUGUUCGUGGGGAGCAUCGGCUUCACGUCGACGAUGCUGCUGCUGUGCAUUGUCGGCGAGUUCGUUCUCGGGCUGCGGACCAUCACGAAGCUGCAGGCGGCAGCGCAGAGAGACCGACUCGUGGAGCUGGCCCAGAUCGACCCGACCAAGAUGAAGAAGGAGGUCGAGAAGAGCUCCGAGGAUUCGGACGAUUCGGAGGAACCGGAGCCGACGGCGCCGCUCAUGUCGACAGGAACGUCGGCGGACUCGGAGCCAACUGCGGAGCCCGAGGCCCGCUCUCCAGCUUGA
Phytophthora sojae is the source of this 866-nucleotide messenger RNA. RefSeq lists its product as hypothetical. The transcript is spliced from 3 exons. The record is from RefSeq and is a predicted model, not a curated record. Lineage: Eukaryota; Oomycota; Peronosporomycetes; Peronosporales; Peronosporaceae. Bases 24 to 866 code for a protein of 280 amino acids.